Monoraphidium neglectum is the source of this 155-nucleotide messenger RNA. RefSeq lists its product as hypothetical. Gene Ontology annotation, molecular function: protein-macromolecule adaptor activity. Gene Ontology annotation, cellular component: elongin complex. Gene Ontology annotation, biological process: ubiquitin-dependent protein catabolic process. Lineage: Eukaryota; Viridiplantae; Chlorophyta; Chlorophyceae; Sphaeropleales; Selenastraceae. The annotation marks the transcript as partial. The transcript has a single exon. The record is from RefSeq and is a predicted model, not a curated record.
AUGGCGUCGCCACAGCGCGACACCGUCAAGCUGGUCAGCGCGGAGGGCUUCGAGUUCAUCAUAGACUACAAAGCCGCCUGCGUCUCCAACACAAUACGCAACAUGCUCAGCUCCCAAGGCGAGCACCGGCGGCGGGCGGAGCGGCGCACCCCAGC